ACAAACUUGCAUCCGCCUAUUCUCAUUGAAUUAUUUUUUGAAUCACUCUUUAAGCUCCAAAAUGGAGGCUGAAAGAAUUUUUGAAGAAUGCAUAAAACCUUCAUCGCCAACUCUUCACCCAAAAACAUACAAGAUCUCUCUAUUAGAUCAAUUUGUACCUUGUAUUUACUUUCCUGUAAUUCUUUUCUACCGAAAUGAAAACCCUAACCUUCCCGAUAUUAAUAGUAUCAUCUCCGAAAGAUCAAAGCUACUAAAGCAAUCAUUAUCUGAAACUCUAACUCAUUUUUAUCCACUUGCUGGAAGGAUUAAAGAUAAGCUUUCCAUCGACUGCAACGACGAAGGUGUAUUCUAUGUAGAGGCGAGAGUUAACACUUCGUUAUCCGAGUAUCAGAACCAACACGAGUUUCUCGCAUCAACAACGACAUUAUUGCCUGAAAAACUCAAUCAAUAUCAAGAAUUAGCUCCUGGAUCUUAUGUUGCUAUGAUUCAAGAAACAAAUUUUGCAUGCGGCGGCAUUACGAUCGGGAUAUUAGCCUCUCACAUGAUAAUGGAUGGAACUGCUUUAUCUUCUUUCCUAAGAUAUUGGGCUUCCGUUACUAGCAAAUCUCGCGAAGGAUUAGUUUACCCUAAUUUCGAUAGCUCAUUUCUCUUUCCACAAUAUGAAUCUUUCCCAAAAGAAGCAACUGUUUACGGAAUGAUGUCCUCUGUGGGGGUGCAAGUAGGGAAGAUUUCUAUAAAAAGGUUUAAAUUUGAUGCAUCAACCAUUGCUGCCCUCAAGGCAAAAGCAAUAAGCUUAAGUGUGGAAAAUCCUACUAGCGUUGAAGUGCUGUCCGCGUUGUUUAGCAAACAUAUUAUGGCCAUAUCUAAGGCGAGAUCAGGCGUUGAAAAACAACUUGCGAUAAUGCAUUCUGUGAAUUUACGUCGAAAAGCUUCGCCGCCUUUAUCAAAAAGCUCAAUGGGGAACUUCCUUUGGCAGGUAGCUACUUUAUGCAAACCGGACGAAGCAACAUUUAGUAGCAUAUUGAGGCAGAUUAGAGAUGCAAUCGCGAAAGUUGACGGCGAUUUUGUCAAGAAAUUACAAGGUGAUGAAGGGUUUCUUAACCUUUAUGAAAUGGUGAAGGAGACAAGUGGUGUGCUUCAUGAUGUGGAACAUAUAAAUUUUGUGAGCUGGUGUAAUUUUGGUUUGUACGAGACUGACUUUGGAUGGGGAAAACCUGCUUGGGUUACCAACUUCGUGGAUUGUCUCGGCAAUUCUGAAACUGUGCUUGCAGGUUCAUUAGUUUAUUUCAUGGAUACAAAAGAGGAGAAAGGGAUAGAAGCAUGGGCCUUCAUGAAUGAAAAAGAUAUGCUUUUAUUAGAAAAAGAUAGUGAUUUUCUUCAAUACGCUUGUGUUGAUCCUUAGAUAGUUUUUUUCACGAUCACCAUUGUGUUGACGUGAUAUUGCUUCAGCAUAUAUGCUUAUAUAUUUUCUUUAAAUGAAAGCCUUUUUUGUUUGACAAAAAAUACAUAAAGGGGAUAAAAUAAAAUUUUAUUUAUAAAA
Molecule: messenger RNA, 1540 nt
Organism: Mercurialis annua (annual mercury)
Lineage: Eukaryota; Viridiplantae; Streptophyta; Magnoliopsida; Malpighiales; Euphorbiaceae
Product: stemmadenine O-acetyltransferase-like
Exons: 1
Coding region: 62-1402 (446 amino acids)
Source: RefSeq, a predicted model, not a curated record